Molecule: messenger RNA, 927 nt
Organism: Hippopotamus amphibius kiboko
Lineage: Eukaryota; Metazoa; Chordata; Mammalia; Artiodactyla; Hippopotamidae
Product: mitochondrial import receptor subunit TOM40B-like
Exons: 1
Coding region: 1-927 (308 amino acids)
Biological process (GO): protein import into mitochondrial matrix
Cellular component (GO): mitochondrial outer membrane translocase complex; mitochondrial outer membrane
Molecular function (GO): transmembrane protein transporter activity
Source: RefSeq, a predicted model, not a curated record
AUGGGGAACACGUGGGGCCUGGCACCGAUGGGGGCUUUGCCCCGCCGGAGCCCCCAUCGAGAAGAACCUCUCCCCAGCCCUGGGAGCUUCGAUGAGCUGCACAGGCUAUGCAAAGAUGUAUUCCCAGUACAGAUGGAGGGAGUGAAGCUCGUUGUCAGCAAGGUUCUGAGCAGCCUUUUCCAGGUGGCUCACACUGUGCAUGUGAGUGCUCUGGGCUUACCGGGCUAUCACCUCCCUGCAGCCUAUGCAGGGGACUGGCAACUUAGUCCCACUGAGGUGUUGCCCACUGUGGUAGGGAAUAUGGACAGCAGCGGCAGCCUCAAUGCCCAGGUCCUGCUCCUCUUGGCCGAGCGGCUCCGAGCCAAGGCUGUCUUCCAGACGCAGCAGGCCAGGUUCCUUACUUGGCAGCUCGAUGGCGAGUAUCGGGGCGAUGACUACACAGCCACUCUGACCCUAGGAAAUCCUGACCUGAUCGGGGAGUCAGUGAUCAUGGUCGCUCACUUCCUGCAGAGCCUCACUCAUCGGCUGGUGCUGGGAGGAGAGCUGGUUUAUCACUGGCGGCCAGGAGACGAGGGGGCCGUCUUGACACUGACUGGGAAGUACUCGGCUGUACACUGGGUAGCUACAUUGAAUGUGGGAUCAGGUGGGGCCCAUGCAAGUUAUUACCACAAGGCAAAUGAACAGGUUCAGGUUGGAGUGGAGUCUGAGGCAAACACAAGGCUACAGGACACAACCUUCUCCUCUGGUUACCACCGGACUCUGCCCCAGGCCAACAUGGUAGUUAGAGGCUUGGUGGAGAGUAACUGGUGUGUGGGUGCUGUGCUGGAGAAGAAGAUGCCCCCCCUGCCUGUCACCCUCGCCCUUGGCGCCUUCCUUCAUCACUGGCACAACAGAUCCCACUAUGGCUUCAGCAUCACUGUAGGCUGA